GUAUCAACGCUGUGAGCCCAAAGGUUCGAAAGGUGUUGCAGCUCCUUCACCUCCAGCAGAUCUUCAGUGGCACCUUCGUGAAGCUCAACAAGGCAUCAAUUAACAUGCUGAGAGUUGUGGAGCCAUACAUUGUAUGGGGGUACCCAAAUCUGAAGUCUGUAAAUGAAUUGAUCUACAAGCGUGGUUAUGGCAAAGUCAACAAAAAGCGAAUUGCCCUGACAGACAACGCAUUGAUUGCUCGAUUUCUUGGGAAAUAUGGAAUCAUAUGCAUGGAGGAUCUGAUUCAUGAGAUCUAUACCAUUGGAAAACGUUUCAAAGAAGCAAACAACCUCCUGUGGCCCUUUAAAUUGUCUUCUCCACCAGGUGGAAUGAAGAAAAAGACCACCCAUUUUGUAGAAGGUGGAGAUGCUGGCAACAGGGAAGACCAGAUUAACAGGCUUAUUAGAAGGAUGAACUAA
Messenger RNA from Rangifer tarandus platyrhynchus (Svalbard reindeer), 458 nucleotides. Lineage: Eukaryota; Metazoa; Chordata; Mammalia; Artiodactyla; Cervidae. The record is from the annotation of a GenBank genome assembly.